UCUUUUUCUGAUAUCCAGUUUUUGCCCUAAAUGCACUACUCCUCUCCCUCGCCCCCACCUAGCGGCUCACAUGCUCUUCACUUCCAAAGGCAUCACUUUCCUUCACUUUCUCCCUCCAAAUCUUCAGUCUUCUUCAUCGAUUUCUCCGACGGCGGGUCAAAAAGGCCCGUUUCUGCUCGCUCUUGACUCUGGUGGUCCAGAUCGCUAAGUAUGUGCAUUUGGUUGUUGUUAAUUGGUCGGCUUUGAGGCUUCAGACUUGACGAUGGAUGCUGUAAAGUUGAAUUAUCCUGUGGAUGUGGCGGCACCGAGGCUCUUGGAAUCGGACGGCGGCUUUGGUAGAGAUAGGGUUACGGUGAUGGAGGUGGAGGUGGAGGCAGAGACUUGCGAGUCUAAUCGUGAGCUCUGCAACUCUUUGCUGAGUGAAAAAGGUGCAACAAGCUCAGCUAAUUUUGCAGAGUCAACGCCAACUGUUAAGGUUCCAGAUCCUGAACUUUGUCGGCAAACUAUUCAUGUAUCCAGCUUUCCUAGCGAUGAUGUGUCUAAACAACACAACUGUCGCGGUGUAAAUGGUCCUCCGUGGAUUCCUAGGCCUGAAGAAGUGCAAUUUACAAAAAAAGCAGGACAAGUGUCAAGAGGUGGUAGCGGGUGUUCUAAAAGACCGCGAACAAUUCUAUUGGAAGAUGCGAAUUGUCCAGUAGCAUUCGAUGAAACAAAGAAUCCAUCCAAUAAGCUAGGAUCACAACCCACAAAAUGUGACUCUCCUGAUAAAACUCAAUUGGCAAAACAAAAGAACCACUUCAGUGGAAAACGAGGGGAUAGGAGAAAUUCCAAAACUUCCACGAAGAGUAGAUAUGAUUCCUUUUCUGUAAAGGCAAGUUUGGCGAGCUUAAAUUCAGCUGCCUCAGGGAACAACUUCUUUGGAUUAUAUGGUCUGAAGACAGAUGUCCAUGACAUCACAAAACUUGUAGAUAAUUUAUCAUUGAAUGAACUUCUUCAAGGCACUUACAAGUGUCCUAGCUUAGGCAAAGAGAAGGAAAAGAUAGCAACAAAUACAAUGGAAGAUAUUCUGCAUUCAGUUAGAAAGGCUUGUUCUAUUCUUCAGCUCUCUAGGUCUGCGCAAUUCCAAAAUUUUGCUGAGGUAGAUAGCUUUUCCAAUGAGAAAAGCCCCACGUGCCAAGUUACCUCUAUUCCUGUUGUGAAUGGAGAUAAUUGUGAUUCAUCUACAACAAAUCUAUCUUUCUCCAACAAGAUACAGGAUUCUUGCAGUCAGUUUGAAACUCCCACGAAUUUGCUCGAUGUUUCAUUCAACCAACCUAAAGAUACAUUAGAACGUUUAGCACUUCCUCCACCCAAGGAUUUGGAGACUUUGCUUAUGGAUGCAGCCAAGCCUACUGUAUCUUCAAGGAAUGCUCCUGAUCCACGUCCAGGCAAGCAAGUAUCUCGUCGACCUAGCUUGCCCUCUUUUCCAUGGUCGAACACUUUUAAUGGGCAUUGUAGAAACAAUUCUGAUGCAGUUAAGCUUUUAGCAAGUAGGAGCACAUGUCAAGGUCGAUGGGUAAAAAUAGGGAAAUCUUUCAAUUCACUCGGGACUGCCUCUAAUAGUUUUGUAAACUUGGAGUCCUUUGCUUAUGAUGGGACCCUAGUUCCUGUAUCCGGACCAAAGCUGGACUUCCUGGAAACUAGCAAUAUUGCUUCAUCUACGUCUGCUACUCAUUGCGAGUGGGGUUCAUCACUAGCAGCAGCUUCUAUGACAUCCCAUACUCCUCAGGGCAGUACUUCCAUUAAGGAAUCUGCUGGUGACCUGAAGAAUCAAGAAAGAGUUGACCGUUGUCCAAGACUAUUGGCAGCUGCUCAAACCUUGUAUGACAUUGCCACUUAUACAUCAAGGCUAAACCAAGAUGGAACAAAGUGGCCAAAGAAGCCUUCACAGAAGGCUAUGAGAGCUCGCAAAUCAAAAUCAAUUGAGAAACCUGAAGAAGUACUUGCAUCAACUUCGACAGGGGGGUCUGAUCAUACGGCAAGAAAUGGGGCUGACCCAGCAUUGAUCUCAAAGAGGCCUAGACUCUCAACUAUUGAGAAUAAGAAGGAUCUUGUACAUAUCAAUGGUGUGCGUAAAGGUCCGGUAAAUUGGUCCACACCUAAAUCAAGUAGAUCAUCGCCUAACAAAGCAGCGAAGGAGUUGACUGCCUACGUUGUAAAGCAAUCAUGUAUGAUGCCACCACCUGCGAAAGUAAUGAAUAGAAACAGCAAUGGCCAACAAAAGGUACGUAAGCUAAUGCGAAUGGAUUGGAACCGAGAAAGUGAUAGGCAGGACUGAUAAUAUGCCUCCUAAUUCUUGUGAUUUCUCAGUGCUGGUGCUGCGCAUGACCUGCCAAGCUGUGUUGAUGUAUAUAGUAAGAAGGGGGGGG
This is a messenger RNA of Jatropha curcas, 2408 nucleotides long. RefSeq lists its product as uncharacterized. The record is from RefSeq and is a predicted model, not a curated record. NCBI's taxonomy places the organism in Eukaryota, Viridiplantae, Streptophyta, Magnoliopsida, Malpighiales, Euphorbiaceae.